Microstroma glucosiphilum is the source of this 3668-nucleotide messenger RNA. RefSeq names its product calcium-transporting ATPase. Lineage: Eukaryota; Fungi; Basidiomycota; Exobasidiomycetes; Microstromatales; Microstromataceae. The record is from RefSeq and is a predicted model, not a curated record. Bases 314 to 3352 code for a protein of 1012 amino acids. Gene Ontology annotation, biological process: calcium ion transmembrane transport; intracellular calcium ion homeostasis. The transcript is spliced from 3 exons. Gene Ontology annotation, cellular component: membrane. Gene Ontology annotation, molecular function: ATP binding; P-type calcium transporter activity; ATP hydrolysis activity.
AAUACCACGGAAGCCCCUUGGCGCACACAACAAGCCCCUGGCUCCCUCCUCUCCUCCUUACCUAUCCAUACAUAUCCUCACCCACCCACCUCGCCUUGAUCCACAUUCACUUCUGGGUCAUUGCUGUUGCGUCAGAAUCACAGGACGCCACCCCGCUUGCAUAUCAUCACCCUACAUUUGCCAUCCUCCCUUCCUCUCAUCGGGCCCUUCUCCCGCGUACGCUGCGAAAGCCGUGUGGAAAGCAGUGUCUGAGGACAGGCGCCAAUCGAAGGUCUUAGAACAUCAAUACACACAAUCUUCACGAUAAAUUACCAUGCUUGACCAAGCGUGGACACAUUCUGUCGAAGAUGUGUUGAAGAAGCUAGAGGUCGACCCACGGAAAGGUCUUAGCUCAAAGGAGGUGCAGCAAAGGCAACAGCAAUAUGGCCCGAAUGCUUUGGAAGAGUCACCUCCCACACCACUGUGGCGGUUAAUCGUCGAUCAGUUCAAAGACCAACUUGUGCAGAUCCUCCUCGGGUCCGCCGUCGUUUCCUUCAUCCUCGCCCUGCUCGAGGAGAACGAGUCGCUGGCGACUGCAAUGGUCGAGCCCGGAGUCAUCUUCCUCAUCCUCAUCGCUAACGCUACAGUAGGAGUGAUACAAGAGCGUAAUGCUGACCAAGCUAUCGAGGCGCUUCGCGAGUACACUCCUGACACUGCCUCCGUAAUUCGCAAUGGCUCAGCCACAAAGGUCAAAUCGGAGGAGCUCGUCCCCGGUGACAUUGUCUCGGUGAACGUCGGCGACAAGAUCCCCGCCGACUGCCGACUCAUCGCCAUUAAUUCGAGCUCGUUCCGUACCGAUCAAGCCAUCUUGACCGGCGAAAGCAUGAGCGUCAACAAAGACACGAAGGCUGUCGCCGACCCUAGAGCGGUCAAGCAGGACAUGAUCAACAUCCUGUUCAGCGGGACCACCAUCGCCAACGGUUCGGGAUUGGCUGUCGUCGUGCUCACUGGAGCGAAGACAGCCAUCGGCGGCAUUCACGCCGAGAUUAGCGAGGAGAGUGACGAAAAGACGCCUCUGAAGCAGAAGCUUGACGACUUCGGAGAGAUGCUCGCCAAGGUCAUCACGGUCAUCUGUGUCCUCGUCUGGUUGAUCAACAUCCGUCACUUCGCCGAUCCUUCGCACGGAGGCAUGCUCAAGGGCGCCAUCUACUACUUUAAGAUUGCUGUCGCUCUUGCUGUGGCCGCUAUUCCCGAAGGUCUUGCUGCCGUCAUUACUGCCUGCCUUGCUCUGGGUACUCAGAAGAUGGCCAAGAAGAAUGCAAUCGUCCGACACUUGCCUUCUGUCGAGACUCUGGGCAGCACAAAUGUCAUUUGCUCUGACAAGACGGGCACAUUGACAACAAAUCAGAUGUGUGUCACUCGUUUCGCGGUCUUCGAUUCGCAAAAGCUAUCCGAAUACGAAGUCGAGGGAAGCAGCUUCGCACCGAAGGGUGACAUCCGCAACUCUGACGGCAAGGUUGUUAGUGGACAGCUCAAUGUUGCCGGCUCCACGGUCAAUGCUCUCGCCACUAUUGCUUCCAUCUGCAGUGAUUCUCAAGUCACAAUCGACGAGCACGGCAACUACGCUUCGAUUGGACAGCCAACUGAGUCUGCCCUGAGGGUACUGGUGGAGAAGCUCGGUCACCACGAUGCGUCAGUCAACUCAAAGCUGUCAUCGAUGGAUGCUAAGCAGAGAUGCUCUGCCGUUUCUUCUGCUUAUGAAGAAGCUGCCCCGCGCCUUCUCACCCUGGAAUUCUCUCGAGACCGCAAGUCCAUGUCGACGCUCAUCAAGGACCCUUCCUCGCCUUCUUGUGGUCUCCUGCUUGUCAAAGGAGCUCCCGAGUCCGUUGUUGAGCGAUGCAGCACUAUUCACUCCGGCUCCGGCGCUCGGACUCCUCUGGAUGCCAACACUCGCGCCCUGAUCGCCCGAAAGGUGGAGGAGUAUGGUAAGCUCGGCUUGAGGACACUCGCUCUUGCUCAGGUGGACAAUGCCGAUCUCGACACCAGCUCAUACCGCUCUCAGUCCAGCGCUGACUACGCCAAGUUCGAGCAGAACAUGUCUCUUGUUGGUAUCGUCGGUAUGAUGGACCCUCCUCGUCCCGAAGUGCCUGCUGCCAUUGCUCGUUGCCGCUCCGCCGGUAUUCGAGUGAUUGUGAUCACUGGAGACAACCAGCCGACCGCAGAGACGAUCUGUCGCCAAAUCGGUAUUCUGCCAAAGGACACCUCCGCCAGCCUCAAGGGUCUCUCCUUCACAGGUCGGGAAUUCGAGUCGAUGUCGGAGAGCCAGCAGAUGGAGGCGGUCAAGACGGCGCGCCUCUUCAGUCGUACCGAGCCUUCACACAAGAGUCUGCUCGUCGAGCUGCUGCAGAAGCAAGGCCAGGUUGUGGCUAUGACCGGUGAUGGUGUGAACGACGCCCCAGCUCUCAAGCGAGCCGACAUUGGUAUUGCAAUGGGGUCGGGAACCGAUGUUGCCAAGCUAGCCGCCGACAUGGUCCUCGCCGACGACAACUUUGCCACCAUCGAGGUAGCCGUCGAGCAAGGCCGAAGCAUCUACAACAACACGCAGUCGUUCAUCCGAUACCUGAUUUCCUCCAACAUUGGUGAGGUCGUCAGCAUCUUCCUCACCGUCCUGCUCGGCAUGCCCGAGGCUUUGAUUCCUGUGCAACUGCUCUGGGUCAACCUGGUCACAGACGGUCUCCCAGCCACAGCUCUCGGCUUCAACCCUCCCGACCACGAGGUCAUGAGGCACAAGCCUCGAAGCCGAGACGAGCCGCUCGUGGGCAAGUGGCUCUUCACCCGAUACAUGAUCGUCGGCACUUACGUCGGCGCAGCCACAGUGGGUGGCUACGCCUGGUGGUUCAUGUACUACCACGCCGGUCCUCAGGUGACCUUCUACCAAUUGACCCAUUUCCACAAGUGCUCUGAGCUCUUCCCCGAGAUUGGUUGCCAGAUCUUCGUCAACGAGUACGCCAAGCGAGCUACAACGAUGAGUCUAAGCAUCCUGGUGACCAUCGAGAUGUUCAAUGCACUCAAUGCCAUCUCCGAGGUAGACUCCAUCUUCUACCAGACGCCCUUCAAGAAUCCCUUCUUGGUAUUUGCAAUCGCCCUCAGCAUGGUUCUCCACUUUGCCAUUCUCUACAUCCCCUUCCUCCGGGACCUCUUUGUCAUUACCCCACUCAAUUGGGAGGAAUGGCAGGCGGUGCUUUGGAUCAGCGCACCUGUGCUGGCCAUCGAUGAGGUGUGCAAGUGGAUCACGAGAAAUUACGUUAGCCCGCCUGAGGACACAUUGGUCGAUGCACCCGAGAAUGCAGUGGAGAAGAAGAAGAGCAAGUGAAGAGGGUCGGGAACGGAAGGGGAGGAGAGAGAGAGCGGACGGGUGGGAGCUGGGGAGACAGAGUAGCGUAGAGGAGGGUUAGAAGAGAGGAGAGGAGGGGUUGUGAAGGGGGGCUCGAUGAUGAUCUGCUCAUGCACACGAACCCCUGCACCCGGACCCCAUAGAUUGACUCUCCUCCUCAUCAUUAUCAUGUCAUAUCAUGUGUCGCUAGAUCAAAGCAUCCCAUUCCUACGAAUCUGUCUUCUCUUGCCCGACCACUCCGUUCAACUCAUCUCACACAGUACAAUGAUACAACUUCUCUACACCACCUAAGAGG